GGCGUUUGCUUUGGUUUGAGGGACCUGCCGAAUUGCUCAUCGGGCCGGGAGAGUUGCUAAGUGGGGAACCACAACGGGAACAACAACAUAUGACUCCCUCCGUCAUUCCCAACCAAAAAAAGGGGUGAAUGUUGCGCGUCUGUGUUGGUGGUGUCUUUUCGGCCCCAAGCAAUGAAACGAGCGAGCUGGCAAAAACGGUGGUCAAUUAUCUGUGCAUGACAGAACGGAGUUUCGUAGUCGAGAUAGGGUAGCGUGGUUCCUAUUUCACCAAAUUGCCCAAACAACGCAGCCAGCCAGUGAGUUCGCCAAAGAAGAGCAUUCGCUAUAUGGCGAAAGAAACAGCCGUGUUCCGCGUGGAAUUGGUGCAUAGUUGGGCGUCAUCGUACCUUGGGACAAGCGGCAACCUGUUGUUCGUAUCGGCAGCGAGAAUAGCAGGCUGGCUCAUUCCAGUGCGGGAAAUCACCUGGUGACGAGGUAAACGAUGGACCCGGCAACGCUCGAGGAGAAGUAUCCCUUCAUCACGAAGGAUUAUCUGGAGGGCAUACUGCGGCGAGAGCAGUGCGAGAGUGCCAUCAAGGUGGAAAGUUUCAAGGUGAUCGCACCGCUGGCCAAGGGUGAAAACUACUCCAGUGACAUCCUGCGGGUGACGGUAAACUAUACGACCGGAAGCCACAAUCACAGAACGCAGAGCUACAUCAUCAAGGUAUCGUUCGCGCGAGAUGAGGACGCCGAUCUGCUGGAUGCGUACGAUGUGUUCAAGCGUGAGAUUGCGGCGUACGAUGUGGUGAUGCCGAAAGUCGAACAGUUGCUAAGCUCGAUCGGAUACAGCAAACGAUUAGCACCGGCUGCACAUGCGAUCCAUGCCACAACGAUCAAACAUUUCGUGUUUGAGGAUCUGUCGCUGCAGGGUUACAAGCCGGUGGGUCGCGCGGAGGGUCUUAACUUCCGGCAGCUUCAGCUAGUGCUGGAAAAGAUCGCCAAAUUCCAUGCUGCUACCGCCGUCCUGUACAGUAUCGACGAGGACAGUAUGGCCUCACACCACUAUCGCAACAUUAGCGAAGAUGUGCCCCAUUUCUAUCCGCUGUUCCAGAACAGUGUGGUUGCGUGCGGUGAACAGGCUGCCGGUUGGCCCACUACCCAGGGCCGAAUAGCGGACAAGUUGCGCGCACUGGAGCAAACGAUCAUCGCCAAAGGAUGCCGUGUGUAUACGCGCUGCGAGUCGGACUUUAACGUGCUCAACCAUGGCGAUCUUUGGGUGAACAAUGUGAUGCUUAAGUCGGAACCGAGCGGGAAACCGAUCGAUGCGAUACUGGUGGACUAUGCGACCGGUUUCUUCGGUUCGCCGGCGAUCGAUCUUAGCUAUCUGCUGUUCACAUCGGCCGCCAACGAGGUGACGGUGGAAGACUUUGAUCUGCUGCUGCAACACUAUCAUGCCGAGCUGGUGGAUACGCUGACGAAGCUUAAGUAUGGCAAGAAGGUGCCUACGCUGCUCGACAUACAGAUUGAGAUGCUGCGCAAGGGACAUAAUGGGGUAAUGUUUUCGACCUUCUUGAUACCGCUCCGGUUGCUGGAGGAUACGUCGAACGCCGAUCUGGGUGGGCUGUUGGGAAAGACGGAGGAAGCGAUCGCGUUCCGGAAGCGACUGUUCUCCCAUCCCAAGUAUCGGGAUCGUAUGGAGUAUCUGCUGAACUUCUUCGAUCGCAAGGGCUAUCUGGAUUGAGUGUGAAGUUAGCUAAAUUCUCGUCCAAUAAACGCUCAACUCAUCAUUGGAGUAGUA
This is a messenger RNA of Anopheles stephensi (Asian malaria mosquito), 1777 nucleotides long. RefSeq lists its product as uncharacterized. NCBI's taxonomy places the organism in Eukaryota, Metazoa, Arthropoda, Insecta, Diptera, Culicidae. Bases 482 to 1720 code for a protein of 412 amino acids. The record is from RefSeq and is a predicted model, not a curated record. The transcript has 5 exons.